AAUAGCUUCUCUAACAAAAAGCGACAUUGUAGAGUGAAGCCAUUACUACCCUUACGUCAUUGACUUGCAAUCACACUGAAUCAAUUUCACAUCUUUUCUUUAUCUUCUCCCAACAAAGCUUUGCUUUUUCUUCAAUGGGUUGUGCUGGAUCCUCUCAUUCCAAGCCUGAUGGGACUGUUAAAAAGAUUCGAAAGCCUAAGCCUUGGAAGCAUCCUCAGCCCAUAACAAAGACUCAGCUAAUACAAUUGCGUGACGAGUUUUGGGACACAGCUCCUCACUAUGGUGGCCGGAAAGGUAUUAUCGCAACUUGGGAAAAGAUGGCUGCUGCUGCAGAAGCUGAUCUAUCCUUAGCACAGGCAAUUGUGGAUAGUGCUGGGGUCAUUGUCCAGAGUUCUGAUUUGACAGUAUGCUAUGAUGAAAGAGGCGCGAAGUACGAGCUACCCAAGUACGUUUUGAGCGAGCCAACUAACCUGAUUCAAGACAGUUAAAUAACAAGGAGUAAAUAUAGUAACAUUCAUGGGAAGCAUAUUGUAAAUCAUGUAUAUUUUUAUCUCAUUGAUUUGGUAACUUUCAUAGGGUAGCAACUUUUUGCAUUUCCAACUGUAUUCACCUUUGAAAUCUACCUUAUAUAUGUUUCCUCAAUCAACUGAACAAGAAAUUAUGUCUGUUCUGAAUCAGAUGAUGACAAGUAUCAUCACUCUUUGGCAAAUAUAAACUCAAUUGUGUAACUUCCUUUUCAGAUGAGUAAAGUGCAAUAAGAUAAUGACUCAACAUUUUUUUUA
Molecule: messenger RNA, 782 nt
Organism: Cicer arietinum (chickpea)
Lineage: Eukaryota; Viridiplantae; Streptophyta; Magnoliopsida; Fabales; Fabaceae
Source: RefSeq, a predicted model, not a curated record